AUGAAUUCCAUGGCAGCCACGGCGCCCCUGAGGGUGGCCAUCCCGAAGGCAAGCCUUCGCUUCACCAUGCGAAGCAACCCGAGUGUCAUUAUCAUGACCGGCCUCCGGUGUGGCAGCUCGACCCUGGGCAACAACUAUCACCAGCACACGUACAACAAGCGGUUCAUCUCAACGACACAGAAACAGGACAAGAUCAAGGAGUUCUUCCCGCCACCGAAGGCUCCUCACGUCAAAGAAGUGGAGACCGCCUGGGUCCAUCCAGUUUACUCGGAAGCGCAGAUGAACCAAGUCGCGGUUGCGCAUCGCGACGCGAAAGAUUGGGCCGAUUGGGUCGCACUCGGUACCGUGCGCGUGCUGCGCUGGGGCAUGGACUUCGUGACGGGCUACCGCCAUCCGCCCGCGGGCAAGGAACAUGAGGCCAGAUUCCAGAUGACCGAGCAAGCGUGGUUAAGACGGUUUGUCUUCCUGGAGAGUGUGGCUGGUGUGCCCGGUAUGGUUGGCGGCAUGUUACGACACCUGCGAAGCUUGCGGCGCAUGAAGAGAGAUAAUGGAUGGAUUGAAACCCUGUUGGAGGAGGCAUACAACGAGCGGAUGCACCUCUUGACCUUCCUUAAGCUCGCGGAGCCGGGCUGGUUCAUGCGGCUCAUGGUGCUCGGCGCCCAGGGAGUCUUCUUCAACGGCUUCUUCCUGUCCUACCUCAUGUCGCCGCGCAUCUGCCACCGAUUCGUGGGGUAUCUUGAGGAGGAGGCCGUGAUCACGUACACCCGCGCGAUCCAAGACAUCGAGAGCGGCAAGCUGCCCCACUGGGAGAAAUUAGAGGCGCCCGAGAUUGCGGUGCAGUACUGGAAGAUGCCGGAGGGACAGCGAACGAUGCGGGACCUGUUGCUCUAUGUGCGCGCCGACGAAGCCAAGCACCGCGAGGUGAACCACACCCUAGGCAACCUCGACCACGCGACAGACCCGAAUCCGUACGCAGCCAAGUACAAGGAUCCAUUCAAGCCCCAUCCGAACAAGGGCAUUGAUAAUCUGAAGGCCACUGGUUGGGAGCGGGAGGAAGUGAUCUAAAAGGCCUCGGGCCUGCAUCCGCUUUCACAUCUGGUGUCACGCCGGCUGGACCGGGGCAUUCGUCACAACGGGCUAAUCAUUCCCUGGAGGAAUCUUGUUUCAUGUAUAGAUGGGUGG
This is a messenger RNA of Aspergillus uvarum CBS 121591, 1182 nucleotides long. RefSeq names its product alternative oxidase. Gene Ontology annotation, biological process: alternative respiration. NCBI's taxonomy places the organism in Eukaryota, Fungi, Ascomycota, Eurotiomycetes, Eurotiales, Aspergillaceae. Gene Ontology annotation, molecular function: alternative oxidase activity. The record is from RefSeq and is a predicted model, not a curated record. Gene Ontology annotation, cellular component: mitochondrion. Bases 1 to 1065 code for a protein of 354 amino acids. The transcript is spliced from 3 exons.